Molecule: messenger RNA, 1038 nt
Organism: Melopsittacus undulatus (budgerigar)
Lineage: Eukaryota; Metazoa; Chordata; Aves; Psittaciformes; Psittaculidae
Gene: ZPBP
Product: zona pellucida binding protein
Exons: 8
Coding region: 1-1038 (345 amino acids)
Biological process (GO): binding of sperm to zona pellucida; acrosome assembly
Cellular component (GO): zona pellucida receptor complex; extracellular region; acrosomal vesicle
Source: RefSeq, a predicted model, not a curated record
AUGUGGUGUGCGGAGCGGGGAAGGGUGCGGAGCUGCAGCCGGCAAACCGCCGCUACCGCCGGCCGCCUCCCGGCCCACCGCUUCCUCCUGCUGCUGCUGCUGUUGCUCGUCCUGCUGCCCGCAGUUCAACCUUCAAAGAGAUUUUUAAGAAGUGCAGAGCCAAAACACGACAACUUAAAAAUAGUGGGAUCUGUCAUAUUUCCAGUCAAAGUUUAUGUCAAGCUGAAUCACAACAGUCCACAUAUUUUAUGUCUGACAAAUCAUCUGCGAAACUUAGAACUGAUUGAUCCAGUAUUCCAGUGGACUGGACCAGGUGGUAGUCUUUCUUCAGAAAAUAGCAGUGUGAAAAUAUCGCCAUCAGGAACUUUAAUAUUGAGACACUUCAAUCAGAGUGGAGUUUACACUUGUUCCAUUGGUUAUAAACUAACAGCAAUGCAACCUGUUGAACACCUCGUAAUAAAAUACCUUAUUUAUGCUUAUUCUGAUCCUAAAAAUUACUAUGAGCUCACAGCCCAGUAUCACACAGCCCCCUGCAACAGUUCUAAGAACGCUUAUUUUGAGAAAGCAUUGCUUCAGAUACUAAGCAGUCUUGUUGCUGAACUUUCUUGUGAGGUUACAUUAAUUAAGUCAGAAUGCCAUCAUGUAAAAAUGCAGAGAGGAGGCCUACAGAAUGAAAACUUCUUUACAUUUUCAGUUACUUCCUUAGACAGCGAAAACGGCAGACUAUGUCAGCAAAGAAAUUGUAAUGCUUUUUAUAGACUAAACAAGGCUAAACACCUUAUAGAGAGAUUUUUUAAGCAACAAGCGGAAAAUAUCAGGAAAAGUUCUGAACCGUUGCCUAAAAUAUACUACAUUGAUGGUACUCUGCAAAUGGUAUGGGUUGAUCGCUGCUCUCCAGGGUAUGGAAUGAAUGCUCAAAUGCAUCCAGAAUGUCCUGGGUGUUGUGUUGUAUGCAGCCCAGGAUCAUACAAUCCUAGUAAUGGAAAUCACUGUCUUCAGUGUGACAGAAGUUUGAUAUAUGGAGCAACAAAGUGCUAA